Molecule: messenger RNA, 792 nt
Organism: Physcomitrium patens
Lineage: Eukaryota; Viridiplantae; Streptophyta; Bryopsida; Funariales; Funariaceae
Source: RefSeq, a predicted model, not a curated record
UGUGCACUGGUAAUUCUGGUACAGCCGCAACGAAAAGGUCGGAGGGUUACCCUGGUUAAAAAAGCACAACCGCCAGAGAAAUGUUGGCAGGCCAUCACCCAGCUGGGACCCAGACCGCUCAGAACGCCGUCGGUCGGCAAUCUGUACCGCUGCAACCAGGUGCGAAAUUUCGAAUGCAAGUGCGCGGGCGUGCCGUGACGUCCUCGGAUGGGGAUGGAUGGAUGGGUGGCUGGGCCCUGGUGGUGCCGUGAUGGUGGCCGAGAACCACCCUCCAAGGAGCAGGUUCCGGUGCCGUUGUGGUGCUUUGAAGAGACGAAGACGAAGAGGGAGGGGGCAUUGCUUCUGUCUCACGACAUGCCUCUUUCUGCACUUGUCUUCCUCCGGAGCCCUACGUGGUAGUGCCUUUGCGCCAACAUCUGUCUUAUCUGUGGUGCUGUAUGCCCCUCCCUGGUCCGCGCACCGGGGUCUUCAUGCAUCGGCAUAUUCGUUUUCGAUACCUGUUUCUGAUAGUGGACCAAAUUUCGAUGCAGUCUUUACACCUAUCUCAUGUGUGGUUGGAAAAAGAUUGCUCUCACUCCGAAUUGACACCAUUUCUGAGACCUAUUGCUUGCUGCCAGAGCUUAUUCCUCCCAUCGGUCAUCAAGUGGGAAUCUGGCCCUUCUGUCUUAUCAACAAUGCAAGUCUGCAGGGCAUUUUCCUAGCCUGACCGGUCGUCGAGGUUGCAGUAAAGUAGAUUCUUCUUCACACCCGCAUAUUGUGUCGGUUUCAACCUUUGAUUGGCCUUCCUUCGCC